Molecule: messenger RNA, 933 nt
Organism: Penicillium lagena
Lineage: Eukaryota; Fungi; Ascomycota; Eurotiomycetes; Eurotiales; Aspergillaceae
Exons: 5
Coding region: 1-933 (310 amino acids)
Source: RefSeq, a predicted model, not a curated record
AUGCGCAGACUUUCUCGGGCAACUUCAACCGCCCGUGGCGCCACGUUUUUGGCCUUGGCUCCCACCACCUGCCGUUCAGGCAUAGAGGUCCACGGAGCAAACGCGGCGAUGACCCACGCAUACUGCGCGGACUUCACUGCUCUCCUCUGUCUCUGGGUGGAGCAACCGAGCGAGCGCAUUCAUCUUCUCCAGCUCAGCUGCAACGCGCUCCUUGCUGAUUUUGAGCUUCAAGGCCACACUGAUAUCCUCAUUCUGCAUCGCCCUUUCCGUCUCGGGGUCAAUUUGGUACCCCAGUCUGCUCGCGAACCGGAUCAAUCGAAGCACGCGCAGCGGGUCAUCUCUGAAUGUCUGGUCCUCCAGCCGCGAGUCGUUGAGAUUGUAGAAAAGCGCGUUGAUCGUCGCAUCCCGCCGCAAUGCGUCCUCGGUGGCCGUGCCAAACUCCAUCUGCGGAUUCCGGCUUUCCUCCGAACCGAAGAUCUUCGUCGUGACCGUUUCCAGGUGCUUGGACUUCUCCGGGUUGGCCUCGAUUUUGUGGAGGCUCACAAUCGCAUCGUGCAUCUUUCCCUCUGGGAGGCUCUGUUUGUACUUUUCCAGGUUUUGCGGCUCGUCCAGGUACUGCUUCAGCGCCAUGCCGAACUGGUAACCCGUCAUGCUGCUGAUCCCGACGUCGAUGUCACGGCUGUCCACUCCGAGCAGCUUGUCUCGGACCCAGCCGCCUGUGAAGCGCAACACCGUUUCUGGAUGAUUCUUCACAUCGCUCCCUCCCUCGACAAUCUCCUGGUCCCGGAUGUACUGUGCGACGUCAAGAAGGAGGGUGCGCAGGGUGCUCUCGAGUGGAGUGAGCUCGAUGGUGGGGAUGGUGUGAUUCAUUGCGGAGGAGCGAUCCGGCGCGGGGGAAGGGGAAAUGCGUCUUCUCUUGGUGACUCGCUCUAA